Messenger RNA from Marchantia polymorpha subsp. ruderalis, 3341 nucleotides. NCBI's taxonomy places the organism in Eukaryota, Viridiplantae, Streptophyta, Marchantiopsida, Marchantiales, Marchantiaceae. The record is from the annotation of a GenBank genome assembly.
AGGACGUGGCGGCCGCGACGUCAACUCGGGGAGGCCAACGUCUCUCGCGCCGAGACAAUUGCACCCGAUGCCGACCGAAGCUUCAGCAAGGGACGGCGGCAAGGGGGCGGAGGGCCGGGCACGGACCAGAAACUCCUCUGAAGGAACGUGGAGAAGAGAAGAGAAGGGACGGGACGAGGACGAGGACGAGGAGGAGCGCAAGGCAGGCAGUGGAGAAAUCUGCACAUGGGAGCGCAAUUCUGUGCACUCGCGAGGCCAAUUCUCUAGUUAGCGAAGUGGACUCGAGUCGGCGGCAGCUAACGGGACACAUCUCGGAGCUCUGGAGGUUUAGUAGUAAUACUCGGGCGUCUUCGAGCCGAGCUCGAGCUCGAGCUCCAUCUGGUCAGUGGGUACUGUAAUCAUCGGGCUGAAGGAGAUGCGACCGACCGGGGUAGAGACGCAGAGACAGAGAAGUUCGUGAUCACACUCAUGGAGCUCACGGUUGCAGGCUCGGUAGUUGCAGCAGGCAGCGCUGUUGGGAAGGACUCGCAGCUUUGGGAAGAUGGAAAACUUGCCGACGGCUUCGGUAGACUUUGAAUACUCGAGCGCAGGAAUUUUCGAUGUGUGCUCUCAUGUCAGCGAUGCCCGGGCUCUCGGUCACCGCUAGACCCGACGGUAGACGAUAUCUUACGGACCGUGCAGGAGGAGGAGGAGGAGGAGGAGGAGUAGUAGUAGUAGCCGGGGCACUGAGGUCUCUCUCGGGAAAGGAUAGAUGUAUUAUGGUCGCGGCGACAACGUGUGCUGGAGCUUUUCUCUCGUUCGCAAGAGGAAGAAACCAAAGGAGUUGGGACAUUUAAAUUAGAGCAGCGAGAUCAUCGUGGUGUCGUUACGCGUCGUCACCCCGUAGGAGUGCUUAGCGCUUACAAAAUUGGCCGGGACGGAUCUGAUAAGUACGGGGAGUCGGUUUCAUCCUCGACAGCUUGCAGAAGCACGAACUCCUAAGUCCGUGCUUCUGUGAUUUUUACAGUACAUCUGUCGUCUGGAUAUGGGUCCGGGAGUUGACUCCGUCAGCAAGAGGCCUUGGUUCUGAAUUAAUCGCUGUAAGUGGAAGUGGAAGCUAAUCGCUUCGUCAAAUUUUACGCACCGUCGUAGAUUCUUUCCACAGCCGCCUCCCGCUCACGACGUUCUUCGUUACACAGCGCCACCAUCGGUAGGAAAUCCGAGCUGCUGUAGUCUACUGCUCGGUGCAGGAAGUGGGGACCUCUUUGGAAACACCACGUCUUCCUCGGAUUGUUGCGUACGUGGUGUCGUUGCUUAAUCGGUGGGAAUAUUUUGCUGCUUGAACGACAGGACACGUGAUCGUCAGCUUACAAUUCCAGAAGUCCAAUUUCUAGUUAGUCACAGCGGCCCUCACUUUUUUUCACACAUCUGUUCAGUUUAUACUUCUAUGCGAAGGAUCGAGACAUGUCGGUUCAAGAGAGAGACUCCCAUGAGGAGUCCGGUUCUCUGUUCAAGGAAGUCUACGAGAAGAAACAAAAUCUGCGUCGCAUCGCCUCGGAAGUCGGAGUUAUGGCUGCGGAGUUGCAGAAAGUCCGCAGUCGAGCCGUCGCUCGAGAGGCUGCGUUGCAGGAGGAGGCUGCCAAACGACAGGUUGCCGAAGCUCAAGCGAGGGAGUUGGCGCGACAGUUGGAGCAGAUGCACAAAUCUCAAGAAGACACAAGCUCGCAGGCCCAGAGCUCUGCCACACUUGUCGAGAAGUAUGCCAUUGAGAUUGCAGAAUUGCGGGACAGGCUUUCUGUGUCGGAGGAAGUUGCCGAAGCGAUGACAGGGUCCGCACAUUCUGCCCAACUACAGGUCGAGGCCCUGCUGAAGGAAAUUGAGGAGAAGAACCUGGAGUUACAGGAGCAGAGAAACCUCAUUGUGAUUUUGGAGGAGCAAUUAAGAGAGCUACAAGAUGAACUCAGGCGGAAGGAGAGCUCGCAGAAGCAGCUGAGAUUUGAAGUUCAGGACCUGGAGUCCCAGAUUGAGAUGUCUCUAGGGAGAAGCUACGUGUCGAAGGAAUGCGAGUUUCGUAAGUUGCUGAACGAAGUGUCAUCGCGGAAUAUCGAACAUCUGGAGAGAUAUUUAUUAGCCAAAGAUGACGAAAUAGCACGACUAAAACAAGACGUCAAAGUGGCUGGUACCGAAUUAAGGUUGAAAACUCUCGAGCUUGAUGCACAGUUGGAGAGACAACAACGAGCAGAUCAGGAGCUGAGGAAGAAGGUGGUCAAAUUGGAACUGAGCUUGCAGGAGGCUCGAUCGCAAGCGAAGAAGUUGAAGAAGAUGUCGGAGAGGAAGGACAAGGAAAUACAGAAUCUUCGAGCUCAGGUGUGGCUACGAGAAGCAGCCAACGACUCUUCGAAGGGGGCUCAAUUCUGGAACAACUUCAGGCUUCCGACGGUUUUGUCCAUGUCUGCACUCGCCCUCGUUUGUCUCGUGAGGCACUAGAAAACCGACUCUCUCGCCUCCAGUACAGCACGGCAUUCCUUCCACGCCCGGCAACGAUGUACAAUAGAAUGGCGACUUCGAAACCCCUCCCCACCACCAACACCAACAUCAAAAAAAGGCAAAAUACACCCACCGGAAAAAGGAAAAGAAGUUAGGAGAUGCGCACUGUUUUAUGGUAUUGCUCACCACCACCACCUCGUGUACUUUAAAGUCCGAUUCUUCACUGCUCGUCUUCUCCAUCCUUCCCUUCGAGUGCCGAAAUGCAAUUUCGUCCGUCAUGACUGACUCCCGAGGCAUUUCACUGCACAUCAACACAGUUUCUUCUCUUCUGCCCCACGGAUCUCUCUUCUUACAGGCAAUACAAAAAGGUAUUUUCCGCUCCUCAACAUUUCUUUUGACUUCAGCCUUCGUCUCGAGUAGCACAGCACUGGCGUAUGCACAUACCGCUCCCAGUAUUAGUAUUUAGCAAACCUGGGGUUUUGAUCGGUGGGCUAAUUUUAAGCAGUCCAGUAUGUGUCCUUACCUACUAGUCGCUCGCUCAUCUGGCAGCACAGCACAGCUCAGAGCAGCUCAGCUCGCCUUGUACGAUCCUGGGUCCGGAUGGUGUGGACCUCUCUCUCUCUCCCCAUCAUCACGCGCACACUCCGUCCGGCCCCGGGAGAUGUAGAUCGGAAACUUGUAGAAACGACCCUCCUUCUUAGUGUACCAUGAGAAAUUUUGUACAUGUGUAGUUAUAUCUCGGAAGUAGAAGAGUUGUAGAUAUUGAGAUGGUCACACCAUCAAAUCGAAUUGUAAUUCUUAUAGUAUACGGCUGCUUGCGAAAUGAAUAUAUUUAUGUAUGAGAAGGACGGCGUCCCUGUCUCUGUCUCGGUCUC